GUCCUAAGACCAAUAAAAAACGACGUAGCAUAUUUGUUAGGAGAUGAGGAUGUUCUCUUUCACGAAGACGGGAGCUUUAUGUGCUGUGCUUAGCUUCUGUUUUUCGAUCUCUUGAAAAUCCGGGGGAAAAGAAAUCAUACAAAAAUAAGAAUUCAGAAAGAGAGCGUUGGAGAGAAGGCAGACCUACGUAGUGACAGCUCUUUUAUUUACCUUAAUUGGCCGCAUUUCUUCUCUCUCCGUCACUGUAAACGAAGUCGAAUGCGUCUACGAGUACGUCCUCUACGAAGGCGACACCGUUUCUGGGAACUUUGUGGUGGUUGAUCACGACGUUUUCUGGAGCUCUGAUCAUCCCGGCAUCGAUCUCACCGUGACAUCUCCUGCAGAUAAUGUGGUUCACUCUGUGAAGGGGACAUCUGGGGACAAGUUUGAAUUUAAGGCCCCAAGAAGUGGAAUGUACAAAUUCUGUUUUCACAAUCCCUACUCAACAUCAGAGACUGUCUCUUUCUGUGUUCACGUUGGUCAUAUCCCCAAGGAGCAUGAUCUUGCUAAAGAUGAGCAUUUAAAUCCCAUUAAUGUUAAAAUUGCUGAGCUGAGAGAGGCAUUGGAAUCUGUUACAGCAGAGCAAAAGUACUUAAAAGCACGUGAUGCUCGACAUCGCCGUACCACUGAGAGUACACGAAAGCGUGUUAUAGGCUACACAGUGGCAGAGUACAUAUUGUUGGCAAUUGUAAGUGUACUGCAGGUCGUAAAUAUCCGUCGCCUAUUCAGCAAAUCAGUUGCAUACAACCGAGUGUGAGCCACCUUACUGUUUAGGCUGAAUUUACAAGAGAGAAAUGCUGUCAUGCACUUUAAAAUAGUGAUCUGCUGGUUUAUACUGUUCAAUUUUUUUGUACUUCAAGUUUCAACCACAAUGCAAAAGAUUAGUGCAAGUUUCAUGGGC
Hevea brasiliensis (rubber tree) is the source of this 940-nucleotide messenger RNA. RefSeq names its product transmembrane emp24 domain-containing protein p24beta3-like. NCBI's taxonomy places the organism in Eukaryota, Viridiplantae, Streptophyta, Magnoliopsida, Malpighiales, Euphorbiaceae. Bases 452 to 796 code for a protein of 114 amino acids. The record is from RefSeq and is a predicted model, not a curated record. The transcript is spliced from 4 exons. Gene Ontology annotation, biological process: endoplasmic reticulum to Golgi vesicle-mediated transport; Golgi organization; intracellular protein transport. Gene Ontology annotation, cellular component: Golgi apparatus; endoplasmic reticulum-Golgi intermediate compartment; endoplasmic reticulum.